Messenger RNA from Phyllopteryx taeniolatus (common seadragon), 4193 nucleotides. RefSeq names its product trimethylguanosine synthase 1 (gene tgs1). The record is from RefSeq and is a predicted model, not a curated record. Gene Ontology annotation, cellular component: nucleus. Bases 147 to 2600 code for a protein of 817 amino acids. Gene Ontology annotation, biological process: 7-methylguanosine cap hypermethylation; 7-methylguanosine RNA capping. The transcript is spliced from 15 exons. NCBI's taxonomy places the organism in Eukaryota, Metazoa, Chordata, Actinopteri, Syngnathiformes, Syngnathidae. Gene Ontology annotation, molecular function: RNA cap trimethylguanosine synthase activity.
AUUAGGAACAUUGAGCUGGUAGAUUCCCAACCGGGUUAUCAAGUCCCAACGACAAGCAUCGCAAUCGUCAACCUUAACUUUUACUCUGAAAUUCUGUUGCCGGAAGCGUCGGGGACGCUCUCGAAAUACGGAACUCGUGUUUUCGCAUGCUUGUGCAGCGCUCAAGUGUGUCGUUGAACCGAUUAAUGAAGUCAAGCCGUCGUCCAAUUUCUGUCGUCAUGCUGGAAAGGAGCACGGUGACAGUUGUCGCAGACAUAUUCUUCAGCAGAAGACAUACGUCCGAAGAAAUCAUCCAUUGCUGCUGCUCCAGAGCCUUCGUGCAUGACCGAGAGCUAUAUCGCUCAGAUAAUAGACUUCUUUCGUUGGACCAGGCGGACGCCGCCACCCAAGGAGGGGAACAUGAAGAAGAGGAAGAGGAAGAAGACUUUCUGGAUGAAGAGGCUAAGCUGAUGGCGAGCAUGGGUCUGCCUCUUGCGUUUGCCAGCUCUUCCGGCCGCCGUAAAAAGGAGAAGACAGCUACCAAACGACCUGUUACACAGCAGACGGAAUCGCUUGAGGAACAUUUGCAGCUGACCAACAAAGUUUGCACAGACAUCAGCGAUCCUCUGGGGGAAGGAGUGAAGACCGAGACCCUGGCUGACGAGUUAGAGACCCCACCUGCCCACGACGCUGGCUGGGAGACAUACUGGGCUGAACAAGCUGAAGCGCUUCUGUGGAACAGCUGGGUGGAGAAGCGUCGUGAUGAGUUGCCGUCUUCAGAAGAUUCCCAAGGUGUGACUGCGCCAUGGGACGACCCCAACACAAAGGCUGCCUGGGAUCAACACACUGCAGACACGUACUAUUACUAUUGGGAGCAUUACUCGUACUGGGCAGCACAGGGCUGGACCACCGACUCAUCUUGUGAGAAGAACACUCAGGAAGACGAAACAGCAGCUGAAGGGAUGGAUGGAGGCAUUGGGAAGCACUCAGAGGAAUGGUUGGAUGAAAAGACUGGUGCUGUUGAAGUUUUAAAUGACCUCCUUCAACAGAAGUGCACUUUAGAGGCAGGUGCCAUCUCACCUGACUCUGAAACAACCACGCGGUGUUCCGACGCGGUCAAUAUUGCAGAGCGGCAAGCGGGAGACUUGUGUAAUUCUGAGCCCUCUGAUGGGGGAAAUCAUGGCAAGAAACCAGAUGUUUCCUCACGGCAGGACAGAACGCAACACGCAGAUUCCCAACGGGCUGGUGGCAGCCUUGGCACACGUUUGGGUUCUACAAAUUGGGUAUCAAAUGGGGAAGAUGAUGAUGGUGAUGAAAAUCCCUCCAGAGGAGGACCCAGUAAAGUAAAACGCAGUCAUGAAUUGGAUGCGGAGGAGAACCCGCAUCUAACGUGUGAUGAAGCCUGGAGCAAACUUGGACUCAAGCACAAUCCGGAGUCUCUAUUCAACAGUGUUUUUAACUUUAAAGACGUUUGGGGUCAGAAGCGGUGGUGCUCUAAGGGGACCGCCGGCAGCCUGAACAAACACAUCAGAUUCAUUGAGGCGGAUGAAGACGGAACACAGCCGCAGUGCAGCACCGCCCUCCGAAAAGUCCAAAACUUCCUUGAGAAGAUUAAGAGUGAGGCGCAAAUGCCUCUAAAUGAGAGAGAAGAGCACGAACGAGGACGCACGCACUCUGAGGAGAAGCUUCCCACUUUAGGUUCAACAGAGAAAAACCAUGCAUGUCGGGAGAAGUUUGCAUAUGGAAGUAGUAGCUCCAUGGAUGAGGAGAGUCCCGCUAUGAUGGACACCGAGAAGAAACUCUCUCAGACCAGUCCGAGGGAGGAGCCCAAUAGGCUUCUUGAAUGUAUGGAAAUCCCAGACUUUCUCCUGCCUGACAGCCUUGCAGGCCAUGGUGAGGCAAAGAAGCCAAAGAAGAAGAGUAAGCACCGGAGGAAGCGGCGGGUUCCGGCAAACAUGGCAGCAGAACCGGGCCUGGCCAAAUACUGGGCUCAGCGCUACAGACUCUUCUCUCGCUUUGACGAAGGAAUCAAACUGGACAGAGAGGGCUGGUUUUCUGUGACGCCAGAAAAGAUUGCCGAGCACAUCGCCCUCAGAGUUGAGUCCAGCUUUCCCAACACUCAGCUGAUUAUCGAUGCCUUUUGUGGAGUUGGAGGAAACGCAAUCCAGUUUGCACUCACUGGGAAAAGAGUCCUAGCUGUGGAUAUAGACCCGGUACGUUUGGACUUGGCGCGCCACAAUGCUGCCGUUUACGGCGUUGCACAUCAAAUGGAGUUCCUGCUCGGGGACUUCCUUCAGCUGGCGCCUCGGCUCUGCGGUGACGUUGUCUUCUUGUCACCCCCUUGGGGAGGACCAGAUUACGUGACUGCUGAGGUGUUUGACAUUCAAACCAUGAUGGACCCAGAUGGAGUUCAGAUUUUCCAUCUGGCCAAACAAAUAUCAGAUAACAUUGUGUACUUCCUGCCUCGCAACACGGACAUGGAUCAGAUUGCCUCCUUGGCAGGCCCAGGAGGAAAAGUGGAGGUGGAGCAGAAUUUUCUCAACAACAAACUGAAGACCGUAACUGCUUACUUUGGCAGUUUGAUCAAGGCAGACACCUCACAGCUGCAGUCAAUUUUUUAAACAACCCACUAAAUGAUUAGCAUUUGUGGUUCUCCAUUGGAACCAGAUUCAUCAAGUGAUACAGAAAACUGCCACAGUAACUUUGUUUUUUUGUUGCUGUCAAUUUUUAAUCUGAAGUCAGUUUAGUGCAAGUAAACAUACAGUAGUUAACUGCAUUUAAUUGUUUGUUUUAUAAAACCUUCCAUUUUGCAAUGCAUUAUUUUAAGGUUUUUUUCUACUUUGUCUUAAGAGCCAUUAAAUGUUUUUAUAAAAAAAAAAAAAAAACAUUUGUAUAUUUUUGUCCCCAUAUGAGCUGCUGGACUUUAAUUUACUGCUAAAGGUGAUGGUGGUAUUGAAUGCUGAGUUGAAGUCGAGGAACAGCGUUCUGACAUAUGAGUCCUUAGAGUCCAGGUGUGUGAGGGCGGUGGAGAUGGCAUCAUCGGUUGAGCCGUUGGACCAUGUGCAAACUGGAAGGCAUCCAAGAAGGGGGGGGAGGGAGGACUUGAUUUGGUGCACGACGAGCUGCUCGAAGCACUUCAUCAGGAUGGGAGUGAGUCAUUGAGGCAGGAGAGAGAGACGACUUCUUUGGGACCGGGACGAUGGUAGUGGCUUUGAAGCACGUAGGGACAACAGCCUGACAGCCUGACUCAAGGACGUGUUGAAGACAUCUGUGAGUUCAGCUGCACGGUACCUCAGAACACGACCAGGUAUGUUAUCCGGGCCCGGGGUUUUACGUGUGGUGAUCCUUCCAAGGGAUCCUAUCACUCCCGGGUCAGUGACAGCACCUGGUCACCAGGAGGGGUUGGAGACUUGUGUGCAGGUGUGCUCUUGUGUGCCUCAAAGCGAGCAAAUACGUUGUUUAACUCUUUCAGCAGGGGGGUGGAGCUGUCACAGGUCUGUGGUGAGGAUUUGUAGUCCACAGUGGUCUGAAUGCCUCGCCACAGACUCGUGGUGUCAUUGCUGUUACUGAAGUGGUGGCGAUCCUCUAGGAGUACUACCUCUCGGCCUCCCUGAUGCCACAGGACAGAUUGCCCCAGCUGUCCUCAGGCCCUCCUCAUUCCCAGAUCUAAAAGCAGCGUUGCGGACCUUCAGGAGUCUGUAGACCUCUGCCGUCAGCCGUGGCUUCUGAUUAGCACGAACAGUGAUGGACUUAGUGGUUGUGACAUCAUCCAUGCACUUGCUAAUGUAGGCGGUAACAUUCUCUGUGUAUUCCUGAAGGUCAGGUGGCAGCCUGUUUGAGCAUGGUCCAGUCUGUGGUGGCCAAACAGACUUGAAGUGCCUCGAGGGACCCUUCUGGCCACCCUCGUACCUGUUUCCGAACUGGUUGGGUGACUUUAACCGGUGGUCUGUAUGCUAGCAUUAGCAUGACAGCGAGGUGGUCCGAGGCUGCUUGGUGGGGAAGGGGAAGGGCCUUGUAGGCUCCUCUCAUUGUCCAUUGUCCAAUUCUGCAACGAAUAGUGGACCUAAAUAUCUCCACACUCAUUGCCACUGAUAGAAACCACUUGUUGCUACUAACGAUGGCCCAACCGGUUAUUAGGUUUACUUUUUCCACACGGGGGCAGGCAGCUUUGAAUAUAUUUUUUCCUUAAUAAAUAAAAUCAUUUCAAAACUGAA